AUAAAAUAAUAAAAUUAAAUUCAAGAUUAAAUCAAAUGGAAAUUCGAAAAUGAGAAACUUAACGAGUUUUGAAGAGUCAAUUUGGUACAAAAAUAUACCAGAUUCUGAGUUUAUGGUCGCGAAUCGUGCUAAAUCCGUGAAAUUGUUGUUUCUAUUCUCGCGCCCAUAUAAAUAGAUAUAUAGUAAAGAAAGAAGUUUCCGGUCACGCAUCGUGUAAAAAAUAAAAUUGUUAAUUAUCUCAUUCUCAAACUAAAUACUAAGAUAUAUAUAUUUUUUAAAUAAAAAAGUGAAGUUUCGUAUUUUGAGAAAGACUAAAACACUCAAAAUGCAGAGAAUAUUGAGUAUGCAAAUGUCACGAGGCUUUGGAGAAUCGAGUGAAUUUGUGACAAAAAGAAGUUGCAUUUCGUUUUUAUUUUCCAUCGGAUUUUUGGCUCUUUUGGGUGGAUUUCUCUUGGGAAGAUUUGCCGCCCAAAGAACUAUAAUCGUACAAGCAGAAAAAACAAGAAUGCAACUUGCCAAUAAUGGUCUUCAAAUGACGGAAUAUCUUCAGGAUCAAGUUUUUGAGUUUCUUCAAAAUUCGAAUUUCGAUCAGGAUUCAAACUUAUUGCCUGCGAACAGAGAAUCGAAUUUUCUGACAGAUUCGAAAGGUAUUUUUCCAAGACUGGGAAUCAUUCAACAGGUUUUUAAAUUCAAAUCGUGUACUGUUGCGAAGGUUCAAGGAUCGAGAGAAUCAGAUAGAUACGUGGUAAUAUCAUUAAUCGAAGAAAGAGUCAAAGUCGUGAUCGAAUUGAUGGAAAGUCUGAACAAAGUUCAUGAACAAGAAUGGAAUCCAAGACGAACAAUUUUAUUUUGCGUUUGUGAAAAUUCUUCCAGAGACUGUUUUGACGAAUUGCCAAGCUACAUUCAAACAAAAAUUGUGGCAUUUCUAACCACUGAUGAUACUUUUCAAUCGAAAAAUUUAUUUGAAGAAGAUUGUCUUUUAGUUUCUGGAUCCAAUAUCGCUCAAGCUGCGGUUUCAAAAGCAGCUGAGUCAAUCAGGAAUUAUGAUCCAGAGGCAAUUGGUAUUUGUGAUGAGAGAGAAUUAAUUUCUGUUCCUCAUCCUGAUUUGGAUAUUCCUCAUGCGAUCAUAUCUUUCGUGAUUGGAAAAAAUUCUUCUCCGACUGAAAAUAAAAAAAUACUUGCUCAAGUGAUUGGUCUGAGUAUCUGGAGACUAUCGGAGAGUAUAAUUCUUCCUUGGAAUCCAAAAAAUUUGAACAAGACAAUACUUGAGAACUUAGCGGCUAUUGAAUCUUCAAAAUUAAUUGAAAGUCAAGAGAAAAGAGAGAUGAUAGAGAAUCUGACCAAACUGAUUGAAAAAAUAGCUAAUUAUACUGAAAACUUCAACGUGGUGGAAACAAGCAAUUCAUUGAAUGUUCGUAUUGCGAACGACCUACUUUUGGAUUUGGACAAAACUCUCAUCUGCCUAGAGAAGCAAGGACCUCUGAAGAAAAUAGAAUGUUCCAAAAACGUCCAAGGAAUUUUGCAAGCUGGCAAUUGAGAAAAAUUUGAAAAAUUCAAAGCUCAAGUUUU
This is a messenger RNA of Belonocnema kinseyi, 1569 nucleotides long. RefSeq lists its product as uncharacterized. The transcript has 5 exons. Gene Ontology annotation, molecular function: carboxypeptidase activity. NCBI's taxonomy places the organism in Eukaryota, Metazoa, Arthropoda, Insecta, Hymenoptera, Cynipidae. Bases 326 to 1537 code for a protein of 403 amino acids. The record is from RefSeq and is a predicted model, not a curated record.